Molecule: messenger RNA, 1872 nt
Organism: Elaeis guineensis (African oil palm)
Lineage: Eukaryota; Viridiplantae; Streptophyta; Magnoliopsida; Arecales; Arecaceae
Product: zinc finger protein GAI-ASSOCIATED FACTOR 1
Cellular component (GO): nucleus
Molecular function (GO): DNA-binding transcription factor activity
Source: RefSeq, a predicted model, not a curated record
CCCCCCCCCCCACCCACCAUCACCAUCCUAGGUAGCAUCACUGCCAACAAGAGGGAAGAGAAAGACAUAAAGGAGAAAGAAGGCAAACAAAGAAGAGAUCAUUGGAAAGCAAGCAAAAGAGAGAAGAAAGAAGCGGUUGAAAUAAAGGUUGUGGCCACCAAAUGUCAAACAUAACAGGAGAUGGUGGAAGCUUCUCCUCCGAGAACCACACGGGAGAGGAGGAGGUCCACCAGAGCCAGCAGCAGCAACAUCAACAUCCACUCCAUGGAACCGUGGCUGCCAUGGCUAAUUCACAGCCACCGGCACUGCCUGUCAAGAAGAAAAGGAAUCUCCCUGGGACUCCAGAUCCUACAGCAGAAGUGAUCGCUCUAUCGCCAACAACUCUAAUGGCAACAAAUCGCUUUGUGUGUGAAAUCUGCAACAAGGGCUUCCAGAGGGAUCAAAACCUCCAACUGCACCGCAGAGGCCACAACCUCCCAUGGAAAUUAAGGCAACGGACGAGCACGGAGGUCCGGAAGAGGGUGUAUAUUUGCCCUGAAACCACUUGUGUUCACCACAACCCGAGCCGAGCUCUGGGGGACCUCACAGGGAUCAAGAAGCACUUCUGCCGCAAGCAUGGGGAGAAGAAGUGGAAGUGCGACAAGUGCUCGAAGAAGUACGCAGUGCAAUCAGAUUGGAAGGCCCAUACCAAGAUCUGUGGCACCAAGGAGUACAAGUGCGACUGUGGCACCAUCUUCUCCAGGAGGGACAGCUUUAUCACCCACAGAGCCUUCUGCGAUGCUCUAGCCGACGAGAACAACAAGGUCAACAAUGGCCUGAUGCCCACCAUGAGCCCAAACCUCCAAGCCCACCAGGUGCCCGAGCUCAUGAUGCCCAUCGGCACCAGCACUGCCGACUCCCCGGUUGGACUCUCCGACUUCAAUAACCAUGACAUCAAGAAUCCCCUCAAGGCCCUCCCCUACGAUCUCAUGCCCACUUCACUGCGUUCCCAUGCCAUGGCUGGGAGCAUGCUCUCCACAACCUCUGCCACCACUCUCUUCAGCCCGAGGACCUUCCCCUCAGGUUAUGCCGGGCUCGACAACAUCAAGAUGGGACAGCCGGCCUUCGGGUCGGCCGACAUGUCGGCGACCGCAUUGCUCCAGAAGGCGGCGCAGCUGGGUGCAACCGCCACCUGUGGCACUGGUGCCAUGAGCUCCCCUAUAAGUCACCGGAGCUUCGUCUUGGGGAUGGCUGGGAGUGAUCAGAACUCUAGCAUUAGGCCUUAUGGGUCAUACAAUGGGGUGCAGACACAUGGGAUGGGAGUGGAUGGAGGAGGGUUUGUGAAUCAAUUUUUCGGUACUGCAGUGGGUGAAGGCUUGGGGGCGAGUGACAUAGGAAUGUUUCCGUCGACUGCCGGAAUGUUGAACAAUGGUGGUGGUGGCUUGCGGGGAGGGAGUGGGGGGUCGGGGUUGAGUUAUGGAGGAGGGGGGAGUGGGGACGUGAUGACUGUGGAUUUCCUGGGGGUCGGCAGAGCAAGGACGGUGGCAGCGAUGCGAUUACAUGAGCAGCGGCAGCAGCAAGGGAUGGAGUUUGGAGGAGUUGGUCAGCAGAGGUUGCAGGGAUUGCACCCAUUUCAGCAUCAGCAUCAGCAUCAGCAGCAGCAGCAGCAGCAGCAGCAGCUAAGCCAUGGACAAGCUGCCAUGGAGAAAACCAUGUGGGACGUUUGAGUGAGAAACAAUGUUGAGAAAACAUAUGAGUCUUUUUCUCUCCCCUCCCUCUUGAGCUGGUUAGAAUUGGUAGGAGCAUUUUGUUAGAAUCCAAAUUCCGACGUAGAGGUCUGUCAAAUAAGUUUUAACUGUUUGAUCAAGAAAAUUUCUCCAGACUUUGUUCCAA